AUGUCGCCCGAUAUCAACUCUCUGUCCCCGACCUGGUCCACUGCCUCUUCCCCGCGUCAACGUCGGCUGCCCCCGACUUUAUCCGAUAACUUAUCGUCGCAGCAUACCCAGCCAGACUUUCCUUCUGCAGCCCUGCCCAACAUGAAUAACGGUUCAUCAAAUAACCAUAGCAACAUCAUAGCCACCGAUCUGCCUCAUCGGCCCUCUCAUAGUCACCGCUCCAGCAUGUCAGGAUCGGAACGCCGUCGGUCCCGUACCGGUUCCAGUUCAAUCCUGAACAAUGGCCAUACCAACGCUAGUGACUCGGCCCCCGGGGAACCGACCACAACCCCCCACGACCACCACCGGUCUUCCUUUGGCCAUAACGGGCUUCGCACCUCCAGUCCGCUCAGUAAUGUCGGGGGAAACCCGACCGUUGCCACCGGGGACCCGCAUCAUCAACGUGCACCGUCCCUGGGGGAGCUCCAUCAGGAACUAGAACAAGAACAAGAAGCACAAGUGAACCGUCUUUUACACAUGAUCCGAAGCCAGCAAGCUCAGCUGCAGCACCUUCAACAGCAACAGCAACACUCACAGGCCGUGGUGGAUGACUCUGGUCCUGCUGCGGAACGGCUGACCCCAUUCCCCCCAAUUCCCCCGCUCCCCACAACCAGCAGUCGGGCGUCAAACCAAUUGCCUUCCUCCUUGUCCAGCCGGCGACCCUCCCGCCCGUCUAGUCAAGCCGCUUCACCCAAUCUCCGACCGCUGGCCGAGCCGUCGUGCGGGUCAGAGGGUCCGGAUUGGAGUGCAGGCCCCGGUGAGAGCCCAGCGCGGCGGGGAAGCAGGGAUGAGAGCGCAUUUUACCAGGCGGAGGCAGCGAUGCUGACGCGCGAAAAUCAAAUGCUCCGACAGCGAAUCCGCGAUUUAGAACGCCAAGUUAGUGAGCUGACCUCUGGUGCCCGAUCCAGCGAGAUCCCUGCGGCACCUACCGCACAAGGAACCGAGGCCGUAGAUCACCCAGCGUCCGCAGGAGUGGGAUCGGCGAACGAGUCGUCAGACAAGACCUGA
This is a messenger RNA of Aspergillus welwitschiae, 1047 nucleotides long. RefSeq lists its product as uncharacterized. Bases 1 to 1047 code for a protein of 348 amino acids. The record is from RefSeq and is a predicted model, not a curated record. NCBI's taxonomy places the organism in Eukaryota, Fungi, Ascomycota, Eurotiomycetes, Eurotiales, Aspergillaceae. The transcript is spliced from 3 exons.